Molecule: messenger RNA, 1809 nt
Organism: Poecilia latipinna (sailfin molly)
Lineage: Eukaryota; Metazoa; Chordata; Actinopteri; Cyprinodontiformes; Poeciliidae
Exons: 7
Coding region: 48-1718 (556 amino acids)
Source: RefSeq, a predicted model, not a curated record
UGGCCUCGCAGCCAACUAGAUUACGGCCUGAACAGGCAACAACAAACAUGGCGGCGGAUCCGGAGAGGAGCUGGACGGAGGAGAAAGAGAGGGCUCUCAUUGCGUUUUUCUCCAAGAACAGCUGUUUGUGGAACUACAAGUCUGAGGACUACAAGAACCGGGAUCUGCGAUGGAAAACCCUGGAGCGCCUCCGGAUCCUGCUCUCCUCCCAGCCGCCUCCCGUUCCGUUCACAGUGGAGGACAUCAAGAACAAGUUUAAGAACCUGCGUACGACGUUCCAGCGCCAGUACAAGCUGGUGCGUCUGAGCGGCGAGGCCGGCUUGGUGCAGCAGUGGAAGCACUACCAGCAGCUGAGCUUCCUGCAGGGCUGCUGCGAGCCAGAGGAGGGCGCCGACGAGACGCCGCCCUCCCCGCCCGCAGAGGAGAACUGGCUCCCUCCCACCUCACCUGGACUCAGCAUAUCCUUCCUCCACUCCUCUUGCUCAGGCGGCGCCGUUGGCAGGAGCUUCUGGACGGAGGAGAGGGAGCGGGAGCUCAUCGCGUUCUACGCAGAGCACAGCUGUCUGUGGAACAGGAAGUCUGAGAAUCACAACAACCGACAACUCAGACAAAAUCUCCUGGAGUCCCUCAGGAUCCGCCUCUCGGACCAGCUGGUUCUGUUUUCUGUGGAAGACGUAAAAUCCAAGUUCAAGAACCUCCGGACAGUUUUUAACCGGGAAUUCAAGGCGGUCCAGGCGAGCAGAACCUCGGACCAGCCCUACGUGUCCAAGUGGAAGCACUUCCACCAGAUGCUCUUCCUCUGCGAGUCGUUUGAGGAAGACGAGUUUCCUGACGGCCCGCAUGAGGGAAGCCGGACUUCCUGCUCCGCCCAACGCGGCGUUUCCGCCUCCUCCAUCGACGCCUGCAGCAUAAAGACGGAGAGCAACUCCAUCACCUGCUCCGCCUUCCAGGUGUUCCCUGCAGCUCCAGACCAGACCGAGCUAAUGGAUCCCAGAGCGCCGUCCGGAUCGCCGCCGGACAGGAAGCCCGUUCGGGUUCUGGUUCCGGUUGACGACAGGGCGGGCGGCGAGUCGCGCUGCCUGUGGAGCGAAGCCAAAGUUCAGCAGCUCAUCUCGUUUUACGCCGCUUGUGCCUGUGUUCCAGAGCACAGCUGCCUGUGGAACCACCGGGUCGACAGCUUCCGGAACCGGCUGCUGCGGCAGAGCCUGCUGGAGACGCUGAGCGGCCUGCUGUCCGCCGGGGAGCCCGUCCCGUUCACAGUGGAAGACAUCAAGACGAAGUUCAGGAACCUGCGGACCAUCUUCCAGCGGGAGCACAAGGCGGUGAGCGCCAACAGAACCUGCGGCUCCGAGGAUUUCUACCUGCCCAAGUGGAGGCACUACCUGGACCUGCUGUUCCUCUGCGACUCCGACGGCGACGAGGCCUCCGCCCAGAUCGGGCCGGCCUCCGCCCAGAACCCGCCCGUCCUGCCGUCACCGACCCCCCCGGACUCCUGGCUCUCCUGCUCUUCCUCCUCCUCAUCCUCGUCUUCGACCCGCAGCAGGAAGCGAGCGGGUCGGCCGGCGGCGGCGCCGAGGAGCGGGCGCCGCGGCGAGGCGCCGCACGCCGGCUUCCUGAAGUACGUGGAGGAAUGUCUGAACGAGGCGCCGCCGCACAAAGUGAAGAAGAUGAAGAAGAAGAUCAUCGAGACGAUCCACAGCCUGGAGGAGGACGGAUGAAAAACACUUGAAAAAAUACUUUAGAGUUUACAGCAAAGUACUGGGGCCACUAAGAAUAUAAAAAUAAAAUGUGAAUAAUUUAUUUAAAAUA